AUGGCGCCCUUGAGGAGGUUCUCCGCCGCCGAGAAGGGGAAGGCAGCACUGGAAGAGUUGGAACCGACGACGUCGGCGAGGGGGAGGGCCGUCCUUGCACUACCGCCGCCACACCCGGGACACCUCCCCGGGGACGCGGGCGGCCUCCACUCACGCCCUACGCCGGCUCCAGUAGCUGCAGGAACCACUGCGCCUACGGGCGCGGGCGCGGGGAGCGAGGCUGUCGCGGCCGGAGCGGGCAGGGCGGCGCAACCCAGCCGCCCUGCGCGUGGAGCCACUCCGCCGACGCGGCCUGCGAGUUCAUAG
Aegilops tauschii subsp. strangulata is the source of this 306-nucleotide messenger RNA. The record is from RefSeq and is a predicted model, not a curated record. Lineage: Eukaryota; Viridiplantae; Streptophyta; Magnoliopsida; Poales; Poaceae.